Rhineura floridana is the source of this 1950-nucleotide messenger RNA. RefSeq names its product tRNA methyltransferase 13 homolog (gene TRMT13). The transcript has 11 exons. Gene Ontology annotation, biological process: tRNA methylation. The record is from RefSeq and is a predicted model, not a curated record. NCBI's taxonomy places the organism in Eukaryota, Metazoa, Chordata, Lepidosauria, Squamata, Rhineuridae. The coding region runs from base 48 to 1469 and encodes 473 amino acids.
UUAUCGCGACUGGUGGGAGGGAAGAGCAGAACUGUCAGCGAAGCAAGAUGGCGGCGGAGCCUUCCGUGGCGGUUUCCCCUCAGCCUGGGCGUUGCGCCUAUUUUGUGGAGCGGAAAAGACGCUUCUGCAAGAUGGUCCCGGCUCAGGGCAAGCGCUUCUGUGGGGAACACAGCGGUCAUGAGGAAGAAAACAGCAGAAAAAGAAUUCCCUGCCCUUUGGAUCCAAAACAUACUGUUUAUGAAGAUCAGCUACAAAAACACUUGAAAAAGUGUAAUUCAAGGGAGAAACCAAAGCCUGUCUACUAUGCUCAAGAUAUUAAUGCAGGAUUAAAAGGUACAACAGAGCUGCCUGGAGAGCAGCAGGUACCAAUUUCUACUCUCUCUGAAGAAGAGUUAGAGGACUUAAUUAGAAAGCUAAAAAGAGCAAGUAACUGUAUAAAUUAUGUACUUGAGGACCAAAUCCUCUGUCACCAAGCUUUGCGAGAGGCCUUAAAUGAUCCUAAAAAUGGAGAUGCAGCUUUUAAGCAUUUGAAACAACAGGCUUCUAUAUUAGGUAACAUGGAAAGAUUGCAUUUGCUUGAACCAGGCAACUGUUUUGUUGAAUUUGGAGCAGGACGAGGAAAGCUGUCCCACUGGGUUGAUAUAGCAUUACAAGAUUCUAAAGAUGUGCAUUUUCUUCUUGUUGAAAGGGCAACUACCAGGUUUAAGGUAGAUGGUAAGCAUAGAAAAAAUUGCUUUGAAAGACUUCAAGUUGAUAUCCAGCACUUGUGUUUAAAUAACGUACCUGUUCUUGUGAAAGAGAAGCUACCUGUAAUAGGAAUUGGAAAGCAUGUAUGUGGUGCUGCAACAGAUCUUGCUUUGAGGUGUUUAGUUGAAACCUAUGCAAAACUCUGUGAUGACAAAAAGGAAGGUCCUGCAUCAAAACGCUUCAAGAACAAUGCAACCAACAGAACAUCUAACUAUUCUGAUGAAUCCUAUAGCGAGCCUGUAACUGAGAAUUGGAGCCCCGUGGCUGGAAUUGUUAUUGCUCUAUGUUGCCAUCACAAGUGUGACUGGAAGCAUUACGUAGGCCAAGAGUUCUUUACAACAGUAGGACUUGGGGCAAUGGAAUUCAACUAUUUUAAAAGAAUGACAAGCUGGGCCACUUGUGGCAUGAGAGAAACCACUGCAAAAACCUAUACAACUCAUGCAAAGAAUGAAGAACAAAGCAACGAGGCCGAAGAACAUGAGCAGCAUGGCAGAAGUGUUGAAUAUAAUUUGGAUAGCCUGCAAGGGCUACUAACCGCUGAGGACCGAAAGCAGAUAGGUCACCUUUGCAAACUGUUGAUUGAUCAUGGUCGGAUUGAAUAUUUACAGCAGAGGGGGUAUGAAGCUGUGUUGCAGCACUAUACAGAUCCCAGUGUGUCCUUAGAAAAUGUACUCUUAACAGCUGUGCCUCAUCAGUCUUCACUAGUCCCUUCAACUGCUUAAAAACUGGAGGUCUUCAGAACUACUGGACACAGUGUCUGUAGAAAAUUUCUACAUUUCUAACAUCCACUAUUGUGCUUGCCAAAUAAGUACCGGCACCAACUUACUUUUUUGCAUUGAGGGAACACCUUUACAUAAUUGUUAUAGCGGAUAUGUGUACUGUUCAAUUCCUCUGUGCCUGGAAGAACUGCAGUUGUUACCUUCCAGUAAUAGUGAAAACCCAGACUGGCAUGGAUUGACUUUUUUUUUUUACUUGUCGUUGACAGCAGCACCAGCUAGAAUAUCAUUUUCCAUGUUUUCUGAAAGAGAACACAUUGAAUGGAAGAAAUCCACAUGCCAAGAAAAUUUCACAUUUAAAUUUUUUAAUGACAACUUAGUUAUAAUCCUACCUAAUUUGUUCACUAUACCUUUUUGUAAGGGUUUUUACAAGUUUUAAAAACUGUUUUAAUUACAUACUUGCAUAGAAUUAAAGAGCUUAGCUGAA